CUAAAAUGUACACUUUGCAGGUUCAAGAAAACUCCCCAGCCCAACAAGGAGGAUUGGAACCUUUCUUUGAUUUCAUUAUUGCGAUAGGACACACUAGGCUUAAUAAAGAAAACAAUAUGCUGAAAGAUCUGCUGAAGGCAAAUGCUGAAAAACCAGUGAAGCUGGAGGUUUAUAACAUCAAAACGAUGAAAAUAAGAGAAGUGGAGGUGAUCCCCAGUAACAUGUGGGGAGGGCAAGGUCUUCUUGGUGCCAGCGUGAGGUUCUGCAGUUUCCAGGGAGCCAAUGAACAUGUGUGGCAUGUUUUGGAUGUUGAACCUGCAUCUCCUGCAGCCUUAGCUGGUUUGCAGCCAUACACUGACUACAUAGUUGGAUCUGAUCAGAUUCUUCAGGAGGUAGGGCACGAUUUCUUUUCAUUGAUUGAAUCCCAUGAGGGGAAGCCACUGAAGCUGAUGGUUUAUAACACUGAAGCAGACUCCAUUCGAGAGGUAGUUGUGACUCCCAAUGGAGCUUGGGGUGGAGAAGGAAGUUUAGGAUGUGGUAUUGGAUAUGGCUAUUUGCACAGAAUUCCAACACAGUCUAUAAUAUCGAAGAAAAAGCCAGAAAGCAAACCACCUUCACCCUUAUCAUCAGAAGCCAGAACUCCUGUAGCACCUACUAACGGUUACACAGAGACUCCAUUAUUGGCACCUGCUUCUCAGAUUGAUAGCUCUGAAACAGUUACGAGCUUUGAUCAGUCCACAGAUCAAGAGAUGAGUGGCUAUUCACCAGAAAGCUCACUUUCUCCUCCUCCCCCUGUCCAGAGAGUUAUGGAUCCAGGAUUUCUAGACAUGUCUGGUAUUUCAUUUCCUGAACUCACUGAUUUAGCAAAAGUGUCUGACAUGUCUGCCUCUUUCAACAUGCCAGCAGCAGACACUUUAGGAGGCACUGAAAAGCUAAUGUCUAACAGCGAAGCUACUGCUUAUUUUGAGAAUCCUACAGCUUUGGACCCUGAAGAGUUAACCACAUAUCCUGAAGGCUCAGUUAAGCAGCCUGGGUUGGACCAGCUAAUACCUUCAAUUUCAUCUUUGCCUUCUCUUGCUCUUCCUAAUGAAAUUUCUUCCAAAACACUAGGAACUGAUCCAAAUAACCAAGAAACAAAACUACUCCUAAACAGUAUUGAGAGCUUAUUAUCCACUACUCCACUGAAACCUGAUAAUGAAAAAGCAUGUGAACAGAAAGAGGAAGCUGCACAUGAUGAGUGAAAAGGACGUUUCUUCUGUUGCCAGACUGCCAGUAUGCUGUAAUGCUACAGCUUGGAAUAUUUUUCUGACCUCGUGAGAGAAUUACAGCCAUUUAUUUUGUUAGUGUAGACAAUAUUAUAAAAAUAUGCCAAUUCAUAUGAAAUACCUAUCCUAUUAUCUUUUCCCAACAUGGUUUGAUGGUUUGAUUUGUGUUCAGACUUCAUUUGAAUACUGUUCAAAAUCAGCAAAUUAUUCAGUUCUCUUAAGAGGAGAAAUUAAUGCAAAAACUGUUUGGGCACUAGUAAAGUUUCAACUUCUUAGAUUAAAGUUGGGCUUACAAUUGCUCUUCAAAAUAUUUUCUGAAGGCAUUCUGCCUGAACAGUGACAUUUAAUGAUGACUGACUUUCCCAGUAUUUGAAAAGAAAGUUAUUUACAACUUUGAUUUGCUGGAAAAAUUUGCUAAUGGUUCACCUCAGUUUGACCAGUCUUGUGACUUAAGGCCCUCCCCACCCCAAGAUACCGUUAUUCAUACUUGCUACUCUGCAGACUGUUAUUUUUCUUGCUUUAGUGUUUCUUUAACAGUUAUUAACAUCUUCUCUAAAACUAUUUUUGCAAGAAAAGUAGUAGCUUACAUUUUGAAAUUGCAACAUAUAGAUAGGACAAAAUGGAGUGGGUGUGUUCUGUUACUCACUUUAGCUCUUCAAUAGAUUGUAUGGUGGUCUCACAGUUUAAAAAAAUCGAGGGAAGAAUGCUGGUGGUUAUCUGAAAUUAAGUUUAUUAAAGUAAAGAUGAUUCAAAUCAAUUCCAUGUGAAUUUAGGGUGAUUAACCUUAUAAAUGGAGUUGAGCAUGUCUUGGUUUCUUUUGUAAGAGAGGAAUAGCUUUUAUGGUUAUGCUUUUCUAUUUCCCAAAUUAGUAUUUUUAUAAAAAUCAUUAAGGCACUGGAAUAGAACACUGUGCAAGAUAUCUGUUGCUUCUUACAGCUUUAUUUUUUGUUUGCAUUUGUCUUGAAAUAGUUUCCACCCUUUGAACUCUGUGUUACAUGAUUAGUAAGUAACAUGUAACAAUUUAAGAAACCUGAAGGUUUUUAUACCCCUCAGGGCAGCAGUUUAUCAUGGAAUUUUAAACUGGUUGGGAGUAACUUCACUAUAGCUGAUACAGCUACUCUGAUGAAAACCCUCUGCAAACUAAGAGAAUCAGGUGCAAUGUUAGACGUGUUUUAAGCUAUAACUUUGUAUGUUUAUUUGGCACAAUACAGUGUCAAAUUCCCCCCUCCUCUUCUCUCACCCCUGAUGCUUCUCUGCAUCAUGCCCAAUGGAGAUUAGCGAACAGAAUGACUGACUAGGCUAAAAAUCUUGUAACAGCAUGGGAUGGGGAGCCUAGGUCACAAAGACUUGCCUGUGACAGCUCACCUUCAGCAAAAUGGUGCAGAUGAAGCCAUAAAACAAGGGACAAGUCUUCAGAUGAUACACUGUGGAAUAAAAACUUUUUUUUAAGAUUUCUUAAUCACUGCAUUAGUCUUAAAGAGUGUUUUGACAUAGCACACAGUAGCUUAGAACAGAAUGGCCAAAAUAUUUUCUUCCUCCUUAAAAGAAUGCAGUAAGCACUAAAUACAGGUGUUAAUUAUUCAGGAAUUAAGAGAUUUGAAGUCUAGUCUGCCAAAUGGUCUGUAAUAGUUAACUUUUUGUUUUUUUUCCUCCCCUACACUGCUAGAAUAUAUUUCCUCUUCUUCCCUUCCUCUAAUGGACAGCUACAUGUGUGAAUAGCCAAAAAUUAAGAAAAAGAAUAUGUAAUUUAAGCUAUCAGUAAGUUUUUGUUCAGUCUUGGAGCCUGCUGACUGAAGAGAACUAGGUGUUCUAUGCUGGGGUUUUCUGUUUGCCUAGGACAGUUCUCUAGUACUACGCUUUUGUCAACGCUAUGUUUUCAAGCUUGUGGCAGCUUACUUAACUGAUGGCGUACCCAAGGAACCCUUUAGAAAUUUCAAAGCAGAAAAUGUCCAAACUCCGUAAAUUUCAAAUGUCACAGUAAUAAACAGCUUAACAUUUAUGGUACUGUUGUCUAGCUUACUUCAUGUUAAUUGGAUCUUGUUGGGGGGGGAAAAAAUCAGUAUAUAUUUAUGAAGCCUUGAUUACUUCUCACAAUGUCCAAAGAAAAAUUUAGCAUGCAGAUUUAGAGAACUGUAUAGACCUUUAACCUCUAGCAGUAGAAUGUUGUAUUCAUGUAAUGUAUGGCUGUACCACUUAAAUGCUAAAAGAGGUUAAGGUGUAACAUCAAGUUCCUUAUCUCUAACAAGUUAGAGAGUACCUUCUGUGGUGGCUGAAGCUAUGUUUGUUUUUUAGCACCUCCUUAGAGCUUUAAGAGCUAAACUGAAACAAGGUGGAGGAGAAGGGGAAAGCGUUCCUUUACUGGUGGGUACAGAGGUGACAGAACUGCUUAUAAAUUCUUCAGUUUCAGAAUAUAACCUAAAAUAAGAUUGCCAGAAGCUCCUGUGAGUGGAAGGUACCAAGUCUUAUAUUACAGAAAGGUGGAUCCACUUGUCCUGUCGGCAUGCCUGCUGCAUUUCCUUCCUCCCGCUGCUACAAAUGCAGACACCAGGAGUGUCACCCUGUCAGAUGGAGACUGCAUUUGUGAUUAUUUAUUUCAUUACUGCUGCUGCCUUAAUUUGAGGAAAUUCAGGAAGGGAAUGAACAGAGGGAAGCCUGAUACCAGAUGAUACAGCUGAAAGAAGAGAAACAUACUGUCUAAGGCCUGUGAGGACAGGCCAGUUUUGGUGGGGCAGGGGGAGAGCAGCAUUUUAUGUUGAUCAGAGAUGAGCAGAAUGACCUUGGAAGACAGCCAUCUUUGAAUGAGAUGGCUUAAAUUGUCUGCUUGUGUGUUGCAAUAUAUUGCUUAAAAACCAAACAGCUACUGCUUCCAAAUAUCUAGGAGGGGGUUGAGUAGCAUCCUGUUUGCUUAUGUAAACUUUGGGAGCAUCUAUUAAACCUGACAGUGAUCUUUCUUUUGCAAACCCUGGAAGAAUUUUCUCAGCAGCACCAGAGCGAUGGCAAAAAAGACAAAGUGACAAUGUAGCCUGUGAAUGUCCUCCACUAAUUUUACAGCUUGGAUGCAGCACAUGAGGAGUUAGAUGCAUUGCCUUGCAUCUCAGUAUGGCCAGACAGUAUGAUAACAUCAAUGGCCAAGCCUAGGGCAGCUCCUAGGAGCUGAAGCUACACUCAGACAAACCUCAUGUCUUCAUUUCCACUGAAACAUGUCUUUGGUAAGCCUAAUGAGCCAGAGCAGGUGGGUGGUAGGUGAUGGGGUGCUCAGAGAGGCUGUAGAGCCUCCAUCCUCAGAACUCUACUGGACAUACAUAGGUCUGAGCAACUUGAUCCAACUUUGCUCCAAGCAGGGCUAAUGUCAGAGGGCUAGACCAAACCCUCCCUCCCUUCCAAAGCUAAUUACUCAAUUCUAAUACAUAGAGAACUUGGUGUAGGAGUACAGUGUUCCACUGACCGAUGGUCAGGGCUGACAUAAAAAGCAACUGCCCCAUCUCAGAGGGGUAGCAUAACCCUGUACUAGGAACAGGGUUCCUAGUUGCCCUCAAAACAUGAUUUGGAAAUAAGCAUCCUGGAGAUAAACGUGCAAACCUUUUAUAACCAACGGUAUCUGAUGUUAAGGUAAUUCCGUGGUGAAUGAGGAUGGUUAGUUUCUUUAAGGUGAACAGCUACUGAAAAGAGCUGUUGAAAUACCAAAUUCAGACAGGUGACUUUUCUCUUCCUCUUGAACUUCCCCAGCAGGCUUGCACAAUUACUAAAAUCUGCAUCCAUCUGCUGACAGACUAGACUACUCUAUGUUUAGAAGCUGCUAAUCCAAGGUGCCAUACUUGACUGAACGUCUCUUUGGUGUAAGUGCUACAGUGGGAGAGGCUGCAACAGUGUGCACAGAUCAAGACACUCAAGUGUGUACUGAUGGGUUUGAAUUAUGCAUUUCGAGCUACUUGGUGUUCAGAACUUAAUCUUUUUUAGUAAGAAAGAUUUCAUACCUUUAAAAGCAUGACUCUCAUAGCACUAAGGACUACAGCACUAACACAGGAAGUAUGAGACCUUGGCCAGGCAAGCACCCUCUGGGCUCCUGCCCUCUGGCCUCAUGGAAUUCAAUAGAAACGGAGAGCGUCCCAGGGACAAGUCUUUAAUACAGAAUUCCUCUCACAACUCUCACCCCUCUCAACCUCCCCACUCCUGGGCAAGUUCUUCUCCUCCAGGCAAGAGCUCAAAAUGAGAGACCUAGCCACCACUGCUUGUGGCUGCUCUUAAGUGAAAGCAGCUAUUAAUUACUCAUUGCAUUUAAUCUGACUGUGCUAAUCUGGUAUUUCCUGUGUAUUGCCACUCAUUCCUAUACACACUCCCUCUUUGCUUUUGCCUUAAGCAAGUACUAAUUUGCCUUGCUUCUGCAGCAAGGGAAAUUUCAAAGCAGCUGUUUGGGUUAGGUUACAUUUCUAAACUAAGUCAAGUAAUUGAGCAUAUAUACUCCGACAACAUAGAUGGCUGGAACAGCAUCAAAAUAUCCCUGGAGACAGAUUGGGCAUGCCCAGGUCCAGACACUCGUAAGUACCUCUGAUAUUUGUAUGAGGUCUGCACGAUGUCUCUACAAAGUGACUUAGAUCCUUUUAGACACAGACUGAAGAAACUACUUAGAGGAAAGACCUGACUACAUAGCGAAGAAAACUAUUUUAGUCAAUCACUUUCUUAAUAUUUAAGUUUGCAUAUGCUGUUAACAGUUCUGUUAUCUAUUAGCUACCUGGAUGGUAACUCCAUCUGGCUCUGUUCAUGAACCAUCAGCACACCUACAGUUAUAGAUCCUGUGCUUAACUAUUGAUUUUGAAGUUCAAGAAACUCUUGGGGAGAAAGUCUGAAUCAACUGGAACUUCUAGGAAAGAAAAAUUAGUACCUAGGCAUAGUGUUGAACUAGCUGAAGAGCAGUGUAACCAGACUCACGACAUGAGGGCAGGUUUAUGCCUUCACCUUUGGUUAACACAUCCUCUCUCCUUUCCAGGCAUCUCCAACUCACUUUGGCAAACUGACCUCUACAGCUUCCCUCUCUCCCUUGAGUUAGCAACUGUCAGAGCAACGUGUUGAAUAGACUAUCACACUUCAGCUUUCUGAUUUGAAACAUGUGAAGGUUCUUCUCUGAGCAGUUUUCCACACUACUUUUCUUAAGAUUGGCUGAAGAGUUUAAUGUCAGUGCCCCCAAUACCCAUCCCACAGAAUAUGAACAAUCAAACUAAUAAAUCCCAAGUCACUUUAUUGCCAGUUCUGGCAGUGACAUAGAACCACAUUAUUCUCUUGCCCAUGGCUUGUUUUGAGUAACUAUUAGAAGCGUUAAGAAAGUAAUUGCUAAACCCUUCAAGUACUUCUUCCCUUCCUAAAGGGAUACUAGCACUUCCGCUGUAACUACUGAACCGAGCUCUUCUGUUUUAGGUAUUACCCCUAAGAGAAACUCACCUGUCAUUGGUAAAUUAAAUGUUUUUCUGGUUACAGAGUAUGACACUAAAUAAAAGAUUUACAGGUCCUUUCCAACAUGAAGUUGUAAAUUAAGGAAACCUCUAUAAAUCAAUGGCCUUUCCUCCAAAUCUGACAAACAGGAACUCCACCUUCAUUAAUAAUGCUCCAAUGAGCCGUGACUCCCUAGCUAACUCCCGAACAGUUGUGCUGAGACCUCAUGAGUUCUUGCCUUCAAGACUCUUACAGAAAACAGAAUUCCAGAGAAGAUGACCCAAAUUAAAAGGGAGCGGCAAAAAAAAAUCCUUUUACUUGACAUUCAGUCUAAGAUGGAUGCUGGCAGUAUCUGGAAACACAUCUGGUCACUGAAUCACAGCACAAAACCGCUUCCUCUUCAGAGGAAACCCUGCUGAGUACCCAAAGAAAAGGCUUUGGGUGCUCUGCUCUGGCAUUUUCAGCAUCAUGUAACCCAAUCUUGGUUUCCCAUUUUGUCUCUGACAGCGCUAAACUUUCACAUUCAGAAAACUCGGUGUCAGCAUGGGUUGAGUCACCAAUUACUUAUAGUAGGAGAGUCCUUUCUGAUAUUGUUGGUACGUUGGCAACGGCACAAAGUAUUUUUGUAGUACAGAAGGAAGCACUGCCUAGGCAAACAGCUUUACUUGAGUACGUUCUCCCCCUCAACAGGACCCCAAAGCUUGCAACUGAGGACCUGCAUGCCUGCCAAAUUAUUACAUUCAACCAUAUUACAAGAUCUUCAGGGGAACUUUAAGGCACUGCAAUUACUUGAGCCAUUCCAUUAUUUGAGCCACUUUUGAAGUCCUUUGUAAUACAACCAUUAAGUGGAAAUGGUCCAAUCUCUAAAUUUGCAUAAGUGAUCUAAUAGACAAAACAACUUUAAAAUAUUUUAACUAAAGCCUUUUAUUCUAUACAACUGUGAAACAGAUCAUUUACCCUUCUGGCAUUGCAGACUCUUCUGUCAGUCUUUCCUGAAACUGCAUUUCUGGGAUGGUUAGAAAAAAGAAAAGUUAAGACCUUGGCCGAUUUCAGACAAAAUAACUGGGAGCAAUUACAAUGUAUACAAAGGGAUAGCAAGACAUCUAGGAAAAAAAAAAAAAGCAGUGUCUAUUAGAACAAAGCAUAGACCCUUGCUAUUAA
Molecule: messenger RNA, 7850 nt
Organism: Struthio camelus australis
Lineage: Eukaryota; Metazoa; Chordata; Aves; Struthioniformes; Struthionidae
Source: RefSeq, a predicted model, not a curated record